Empidonax traillii (willow flycatcher) is the source of this 3917-nucleotide messenger RNA. It is a transcript of the gene ARHGAP42, whose product is annotated as Rho GTPase activating protein 42. The record is from RefSeq and is a predicted model, not a curated record. Gene Ontology annotation, cellular component: cytoplasm. The coding region runs from base 168 to 2792 and encodes 874 amino acids. NCBI's taxonomy places the organism in Eukaryota, Metazoa, Chordata, Aves, Passeriformes, Tyrannidae. Gene Ontology annotation, biological process: signal transduction. Gene Ontology annotation, molecular function: GTPase activator activity; protein binding. The transcript is spliced from 24 exons.
GCCGCCGCCUGCGCUGCCAGCGGGCCGGUGCUGCGGGUCAGGAGCCUCUCCAGGGAGGUGGCAGUCGCGCCUCGCCUCUACCCCGCUUUCCCCUGUGCCCUCGGCGCGGCCCUCUCGCCCUCCCUCUCUCCGCCGCCGGCCGGGGGGCUGCGGCCGCCGCCGCUGCCAUGGGGCUGCCCACGCUGGAAUUCAGCGACUCCUACUUGGACAGCCCGGAUUUCAGGGAGCGCCUCAAGUGUCACGAGAUCGAGCUGGAGAGGACGAACAAGUUUAUCAAGGAGCUGAUUAAGGACGGCAGCCUGCUCAUCGGGGCCCUGCGAAAUUUAUCCAUAGCAGUGCAAAAAUUUUCACAGUCUUUACAAGAUUUUCAGUUUGAGUGUAUUGGAGAUGCUGAAACAGAUGAUGAAAUUAAUAUUGCCCAGUCACUAAAAGAGUUUGCUCGGCUCCUGAUUGCUGUUGAAGAGGAGAGAAGACGACUGAUCCAGAAUGCUAAUGAUGUGCUAAUAGCACCGUUGGAGAAGUUUCGUAAAGAGCAAAUAGGAGCAGCAAAAGAUGGGAAGAAGAAGUUUGACAAGGAAAGUGAGAAAUAUUAUUCCAUCUUAGAGAAGCACUUAAAUUUAUCAGCAAAGAAGAAAGAAUCUCAUUUGCAAGAUGCAGAUACACAGAUUGAUAGAGAACAUCAGAACUUUUAUGAAGCAUCAUUAGAAUAUGUUUUUAAAAUUCAAGAAGUGCAAGAGAAAAAGAAAUUCGAAUUUGUAGAACCUCUCUUGGCCUUUCUUCAAGGAUUAUUUACAUUUUACCACGAAGGAUAUGAAUUGGCUCAGGAGUUUGCACCAUACAAGCAGCAACUGCAGUUCAAUUUGCAGAACACUCGGAAUAACUUUGAAAGCACUAGGCAGGAAGUGGAGAGACUCAUGCAAAGAAUGAAAUCAGCCAAUCAGGAUUACAGACCACCGAGUCAAUGGACAAUGGAAGGCUAUCUCUAUGUGCAGGAGAAACGACCUCUUGGAUUUACAUGGGUAAAACAUUACUGCACUUAUGACAAAGGAACAAAAACUUUUACAAUGAGUAUAGCUGAAGCCAAAUCUGGUGGAAAAGUGAAUGGCCUUGUCACAGGCUCACCAGAAAUGUUCAAGCUCAAAUCUUGCAUCAGGAGAAAGACAGAUUCGAUUGACAAACGUUUCUGUUUCGAUAUUGAAGUAUAUGAGAGACCUGGAAUCAUCACACUGCAAGCUUUUUCAGAAUCCAACAGAAAACUUUGGCUCGAAGCUAUGGAUGGAAAGGAACCGAUCUACACACUGCCAGCCAUUAUUAGCAAGAAGGAAGAAAUGUUCUUAAAUGAAGCAGGUUUCAACUUUGUGAGGAAAUGUAUUCAUGCUGUAGAAACAAGAGGUAUUACAAUCCUGGGAUUGUACAGAAUAGGUGGUGUAAAUUCCAAGGUGCAAAAGCUGAUGAAUACUGUAUUUUCCCCUAAAUCUCCUCCUGAUAUGGAUAUUGAUAUGGAACUUUGGGACAAUAAAACAAUAACAAGCGGACUAAAAAACUACCUCAGGUGUCUUUCAGAACCGCUGAUGACUUUCAAGCUGCACAAAGAUUUCAUUGUUGCUGUUAAGUCAGAUGAUCAGAACUACAGAGUUGAAGCAGUGCAUGCACUUGUGCAUAAGUUACCAGAGAAGAACAGAGAGAUGCUGGACAUCCUUAUUAAGCACUUGGUCAAGGUAUCAUUGCACAGUCAGCAAAAUCUAAUGACUGUAUCAAACCUUGGUGUUAUCUUUGGACCAACUCUGAUGAGAGCCCAAGAAGAAACCGUGGCUGCUAUGAUGAACAUUAAGUUUCAGAAUAUCGUCGUUGAAAUUCUGAUAGAGCAUUAUGAAAAGAUAUUUCACACUGCACCAGACCCCAACAUUCCUCUUCCCCAACCUCAGUCCCGAUCAAGUUCAAGAAGGACAAGAGCCAUUUGUCUCUCCACAGGUCCACGUAAACCCAAAGGAAGAUAUACACCGUGUCUAGCAGAUCCUGACAGUGAUUCGUACAGCAGUAGCCCAGACAGCACUCCCAUGGGCAGCAUUGAAUCUCUCUCUUCUCACUCCUCUGAGCAGAACAGCACCACCAAAUGCACACCCUCUCAGCCAAGGGAGAAAUCAGGAGGGAUUCCAUGGAUUGCCUCUCCUGCUUCUUCUAAUGGCCAGAAAAGUUCAGGCCUUUGGACUACAAGUCCAGAAUCCUCAUCAAAGGAGGAUGCAACCAAAACAGAUGUGGAGUCAGACUGCCAAAGUGUAGCUUCUGUCACGGGACCAGAGAAUGCCUCUCCACCAACAGACCUGACCAAAAAGAGUUCCUACAGUCUGUCUGGGCUGAAAAGGUCUUCAGCAUCUUCCCUUAGAUCAAUUCCAUCAGCUGAAGGAAACAAAAGUUGCAGUGGAUCUAUACAGAGCUUAUCUUCAACAGAUACCAAAGAUACAUUAAAGGCUCCACCAAACCCUGAUUUGCCUCCCAAAAUGUGCAGGAGAUUAAGAUUAGAUACUGCAUCAAGUAAUGGCUAUCAAAGACCAGGAUCUGUAGUGGCUGCAAGAGCACAGUUGUUUGAAAGUGCUGGUUCACUUAAACAAGUUUCUUCAGGACGGCAAGCAAAAGCCAUGUAUUCCUGUAAGGCUGAGCAUAGUCAUGAGCUGUCUUUCCCACAGGGGGCAAUAUUUUCCAAUGUGUAUCCAUCAGUGGAACCAGGAUGGUUAAAGGCAACUUAUGAAGGCAAAACAGGACUAGUUCCUGAGAAUUAUGUUGUCUUCCUCUAGUAAUCUUUAGUGGAGAGCAAUAUCUUCAUGGUAUCCAUGGUAACAAAUAAUAAGCACUGUGAUUUUUAUCUGACACAGAUAUGGGAUCAGCCCCUUAGCUGAGUGGUAGAUUUCCUUCAGAUGCUGCUGCUGCAGGUUACACAGCUCCCUGUCAGUGGAACAGAAUGUAAUGAAACAGUUAACAGUUUCUGUACUGAAGACGGUACUCUGCCUAAAUAACUUCCAUUGUUUGCAAAAGGUUGUUCUGUUCUUCUUUUAUGGGUAAGGAACACUAGAGCAAUAAAAUAAAAAAAAAGUUGCUAUUUAGCUGCAGACUUUCAGGUCCGAGGAUGUUGCUCACAGAAGUGUGAAAUUUAGAGGCAAUGCGCUCUAUGACAUCUCUCGCAAUCUCUGUUUUUUAAUACGGAAAAUCAUGGAUUUUUUCAUAAUGUAAGUACUGUUUCUAUUGUGAUCAGAAUUCUCCCUUAGAAAACUUGAUUCUAAAAUUAGUCCUAAUCAUUUCAAAUACAAAAUGAGUUUUCUGUAAAUUAGAAGUUUUAACUUCUGUUAGUCAUUGAGAUUACAAUAUGUUAGAGGAUUUAUGCAGCUGAUAAUAUCAGUUUAUACACUGCCUGAGCAGUAAGUGCUCAUUCAAAAUGUGAUAUGUUUAAUGAAUGUUUCAUUCAAAUACUUCUUAGAUUCAUUUCUUUCUUUCUGUUAUCAGGAUAGAUAAUAUUAACAACUUUUAUUUCAAUGAUACCCAUCAUCUGGAAGAUAUUCUCAGUAUAUCCCAAAACAACAUCUGUAGAAAACAAGGAGAUGCUGAAUCUGGACUGAUUGGUAGUCUUGAAAAGUGAGCAGUGAAAAACAGUAGUAUGUUUUGAAACCUGACAUAAACUGUAACUGAUUCUUUUUCCAGCUUUUUUCCUUGCAAAUAAGACAAGUGGCCUGUGAACUAGCCAGUUUUAUAAGCUAUGAAUGCUGAAAGCUCCAUGUAGCAAUGAAAGUAUUUAGUAUUAUUUCUCCUGACUUCUGCUAAAAUAUUUGACAAAGAUUUCUCUCCUUCCACAGAAUAAAAAAUCCUUACUUUUUAAAGGUGUUGUAAAGACCAGUUGAUUGCUUCUGGUAGGACUGAAGAGAAAAAAA